CUUACGUGCCGACGUAUUACGUGUCACGCAGCACCUCCCCCCUGCGCGCUCGCGAGCGAAGAGAUGUACAUGAAGAAGAGCAGUAAGUGAGCGGCUUCGCUGAGGUAGCGGCGCGGUAGGACGAUGCUCUUCAAUAUUCCUGCAACUGAAUCAAGGAUUGACACCUUGGGUGGGCGUUAUGUUGUGUACACUGUAUGGCUGGACGGUGUACUUCUGUGUAAGGUCCGCUACAGUGAGAUGCACAGGUGGAACGAAGAGCUGGGCAGAAUGUUUAAGGCCUGUCUGCCACGAUUCCCUCCGAAAGUGUACCUGGCCAUGACGCAGGAGCAGCUGGACGAGAGGAGGCUUUUUCUGGAGCAGUACCUCCAGGGAGUGGCCCGCAUUAGCAGAGUUGUGGCAUCAGGGGUGUUCUCCAGGUUUCUUCAAAAGAGGCAGCAGGAGACGUUAAGCAUUCACAGGCUGAAUGGGGUGCGGGAGGUGCUGUUACCAGAUGGGAGGAGUGUGACAAUCCAAGUGAAAGCAUCGGACACGGCCCAAACUGUACUGGAGACUGUCUUUGACCAGAUUGGUUUACCUGGAGAUCUGAGGGGCUAUUUUGACCUCUUUCUCGUGAAAGGAAAAGGCAAAGAAGACUUUCGUAUUUUGAAGAAACUUGUUCCCUGGGAGCUGCCACGCUAUACCCUGGAGGCAGGCAGGAUGGAACGCUGGGCACUCAUGAUCCGAAAGAGCUAUAUAGAUCUUACUUUGGACAGCAAGAUUAUUCAAGAAGGCUCUGGUUUAGAUCUACUGUGUGCGCAGGCCCAUGGAGACAUCGAGCGAGGCUGGAGCCUGCCCACAGCUGCACAGCGUCAGGAGCUGGAGGGGCUGCUGCAGGCGGGGCAGAUGAGAAAGUUUCUGCAUGCUGCCCAGCUUGUACAACAUUAUGGCUGCAUGCAGGUGGACAUCUGCACCUGUGACUGUCCUGAGCCAGACUUCCCCGCCAUUGUCAGGGUGGGUCACCAGAGUAUCACCUGCUGCCUCCUGUUACCUGGGAACAACAUCCAACAGAUUAGCUACCACAUCAGCAGAGUGAAGAGCUGGCGUGUCAGCCUGCUGGCACCGUCUGAUGAAGAAGACUUUAUAAUGGAGCUGAGUUUUGAAUAUAGAUUUGAUUCAAAAACAAAAUGGAUUACUAUUCAUUCUAGCCAGGCCUUCUUCCUGAGCACGUGCAUGGAUCAGCUUUGGGAGGAGUGGCAGCAAGGUUCCACAGACCCCAUGAACAAUGUUAGGUUCUUGGGCACAGCACUGAGGACGUGUCAUGGUGUAGAGGAGUCUGGGAGCCUUACAUGGGGGAGCACAGGGGAGGUUUUUGAAGGCAUUGCGGAGGAUGCUCUCUGAGACAGCAGCAGAACCACUCUAGGAGAACUGUGGGCAGAUGGGAGAUCCUCCGAUCCGGGACCUCCGUGUCUUCCAAUAGACGUGAGGUGUGCUUCACUGCAAAAUGGAUGCCAGGGAGUGGAUGGGUUGGGGGGGUCUGUCUUCUGUCAGGGCCCAUCCAGUCAUGGUGCAGCUGGUGGUGGUUCCAGAAGGCCUUGCCAAUCCUGAAUUUUCAGUGUUAGGGUCAAAUGAUAAACAAAUACUGUAUACUGCAUUCUUAUAGAACUUAGUUUUUGCUAUAGCCAAAUAUUGUUUGAAUUUAAUAAAAA
This is a messenger RNA of Scleropages formosus (Asian bonytongue), 1685 nucleotides long. Its product is annotated as sorting nexin-31-like. Gene Ontology annotation, molecular function: phosphatidylinositol binding. The transcript has 13 exons. Bases 124 to 1377 code for a protein of 417 amino acids. Gene Ontology annotation, biological process: intracellular protein transport; endocytic recycling. Gene Ontology annotation, cellular component: early endosome. NCBI's taxonomy places the organism in Eukaryota, Metazoa, Chordata, Actinopteri, Osteoglossiformes, Osteoglossidae. The record is from RefSeq and is a predicted model, not a curated record.